Messenger RNA from Ylistrum balloti, 492 nucleotides. RefSeq lists its product as uncharacterized. NCBI's taxonomy places the organism in Eukaryota, Metazoa, Mollusca, Bivalvia, Pectinida, Pectinidae. The record is from RefSeq and is a predicted model, not a curated record. The coding region runs from base 1 to 492 and encodes 163 amino acids. The transcript has 2 exons.
AUGAACAAAUCAGCUUGGAGUGGAAAACAACCACUAGGUCAAGGUUACCUAAAAUCCAAGUCAAGGUCAUUUAUAUCAUGUAUUGGUGGCCAGAUUUGGAAGCCAAAUCCAUUCAAUUCCAACCAACUCAUCCUCUCCCGCAUCCAUGUCCUACAAACCCAUCCCCCACCCCCACAUCCCACACCCCAUCCCCUGCCCCCACAUCCCCCACCCCCACCUCCAACAUCCCCCACCCCCACAUCCCACACCCCAUCCCUGCCCCCACAUCCCCCACCCCCACCUCCAACAUCCCCACCCCCACCCCCAAAUCCCACACCCCAUCCCUGCCCCCACAUCCCCCUCCCCCACCUCCAACAUCCCCCACCCCCACCCCCAAAUCCCACACCCCAUCCCCUACCCCCACAUCCCCCACCCCCACCUCCAACAUCCCCCACCCCCAUCCCACUAACUAUAUUCCCCACCCCCACCACCCCAACCCCCACAUCCCACUAA